AUGGGUGUACAGCUGCUUACGCUGGAACACUUAGACAGGAGUAAUUUGUUGGGAAUGGGACCAAAUUAUGAUAAUGAUUAUGGCGACGAUGAUGACAGUGUCAGGUGGGACUCUGUAUUUGGCCCACACAUCUACAGUCUGAACAUCUGCAACCCCCUAUCCUAUAAGGUCCAUGCUCUAUUAGAAAGAAACUUUUGUAAAGCUCUUGAAACUGUUGGGCUAUCUCUCAUGAAACUGGUGGUGGUUGGAGCAGGUGAUGUUGGGGAAGCUGCACUGACAAUCCAGCUCAUCCAGAACCACUUUGUAGAUGAAUAUGAUCCCACCAGAGAGGAUUUUUAGUGAACACAGGUGGUUAUAGAUGGUGAAACCUGUCUGUUGGAUAUACUGUAUACAACUGGUCAAGAUGAGUACAGUGCCAUGACAGACCAAUACAAGAGGACAGGUAAAGACUUCCUCUGUGUAUUUUCCAUCAAUAAUAAAUCAUUUGCAGUAAUUAAUCUCUACAGGGAACAGAUUAAGCAAUUAAAAGACUCAGAGGGUGUACCUAUGGUGUUAGGAGGAAACAAGUGUGAUUUGUCAACAAGGAUAGUUGAAAGAAAACAAGCUCAUGAACUGGCCAAGAGUUAUGGGAUUCCACUCACUGAAAACUCAACCAAGACUAGAAGGUUGUUGAAGAUGCCUUUUUGUACACUGGUGAGAGAAAUAUGUAAGUAUCAAAUGAAGAAACUCAAUAGAAAUAAUGAUGGGACUCAAGGUUGUACGGGGUUACUAUGCAUGGUGAUACAACAAAUGCUUUUAAAGUUACGGCUGCAAAAAAGAGCCACUGUCUAG
Molecule: messenger RNA, 831 nt
Organism: Mustela erminea (ermine)
Lineage: Eukaryota; Metazoa; Chordata; Mammalia; Carnivora; Mustelidae
Product: GTPase NRas-like
Exons: 4
Biological process (GO): Ras protein signal transduction
Cellular component (GO): plasma membrane
Molecular function (GO): GTP binding; GTPase activity; GDP binding
Source: RefSeq, a predicted model, not a curated record